AUGAGCGACCACAGUGAUUGCAACAACUAUCGCGGCAUCUCCCUGCUGAGCAUCAUGGGAAAACCAUUUGUCUGUGCUGCCCUUGCCAAACUGCAGAUCCUGGCUGAACACAUCUAUCCCGAAUCCCUGUGUGGUUUCAGAACUGGAAAAUCGACAAUUGACAUGACCUUCUCAAUCCAGUAUCUGCAAGAGAAAUAUCGUGAACAAAGGUAUAUGUCCAUCUGCAUCCUACCCAGGCUGACUAGGGAAAGUGAACUCAUGAGUUCAGAAGAAAGCCCUUUAAGCGUAGGCGGGCGCCUUGCCGACUCCCGCGCAAGCCCGCCAACCGAAAUAUUGCGCAAGUGCGCCAUGAGGUGGGGUCGCUCGCCUGACGCCACCGCAGGUCAUUUCACGCUCGUUCAGGCCAGGCAGCCCAAGGGAAUAAUUGGACCAAUGUUUGAGGUCAGUGAGUUUUCACCAGAACUGGAAGAUAUUAGAGAUGUAACAAGCACAGAGCUGGGAACAAGACUGGGAGACAUUGGGGCGAAAGAACAAAAGGCUGUAAGUGCAGUUGCAACUCAAAUAAAGACAUCUCCUGGGAAUGUCAAAUUCACAAAGGUCCCAUGGAACCAGGUCAACUAUCCUGAAGGCAAACUGAUCUCAGACAAGCUGUCCCAGGAAGCCCUGUCCCUGACUGAAAGUCAAGAUUUCACUAAGCGGAAGGUGGAAACUCAGAGCAUGAGUGACCCAGGCCACUCUCAUAUGCACACCACCCAAUGGCCUGUCACUGAGGGCCUCGUCAAGGUUUUGCAAUUAAGUAAACCUGAAUCUUCCGAAGUCUCCAACUCUAACACAAAAUCGGAGACUUUUGCAGAGGGUCCCAGGGAGCUGGGGAAUUUGCCAUCAGAAGUUCAAACUUCCCAGGCAAUUCCCAUGGAAAAGAACAAUCUAAGCUCCAUUUGUCUUGCCAUGGCACUAAAGACCCACAUCCCUGGUGCCAUUCGAGCAAAUCCCUAUUCAAUUCUAUUAAUCAGAAAGGCUGGCUCAGGAGGUUGGGCUGUCCCGGGCACUUUGAGCGACAGGUUGAGGCUGAAAUUCUUGAACUUUUCUUCUAACAGAACGAGCGCCGUCCACUCUGCCAAGCAGUCGACAAACUCAAGCUGCGCUGGAUGGAUUGGUAUGGGGAAAGGAAGCCCUUACCCUUUGGCUAAAAAGCUCCGCUCGUCUGCUUUUACGAUGCUCAUUUUCUCCCUGUGUCUGAAUUCAGUACGUUGCCAGCAGUGUAGGAUCCAGAGAUGUAACGCCGAGUUUGUGGCUGCUACUUCUCCGGGGAUUGGAUUGCAAGAGGAAGCGGAGGCAGGAGGAGGCGGAGGCGGCGGCGGCGGGGGAAACGGCGGCGAUUUCUGCAUCGCUCUGCGGGCUUACUCGCAAUGCACCAAGAAGACGGCCAAGUACUGCCGGGGGGACCUGGUCUACCACUCGGCCGUGCUGGGCAUCACCGACCUGAUGCUGCAGCACAACUGCUCCAAGACGGGACCCACGGCUCCGGUGAAGCCGGCGGCCACCGAGAGGAGCCGGGUCCCCGAGCUCUGCGCCUACCGGAGCAAAGCCAACUCGCUGGGGGACGAGGGCCGGCACCCGCCGCCGAAGUUUGCGCACUGUGGCUUGUUUGGCGACCCGCACCUCAGGACGUUUCGGGACGAGUUUCAGACAUGCAAAGUGGAAGGCGCUUGGCCCCUGAUCGACAACGACUACCUGUCUGUGCAGGUCACCAAUGUGGCAGUGGUGGAAGGUUCCAGUGCCACAGCCACCAGCAAGAUUACUAUCAUAUUUAAAAGCUAUCAGGGAUGCACGGAGCAGAAGGUUUAUCAAGCAACCACAGACGACCUCCCAUCAGCAUUUGUGGAUGGUACAAAAAGUGGCAGCGAGAGGGAGGGCGAGAGCAGCUUGAGAAUACUUGAGAAAGCCGGCAGUCGCCAGGUGGAGAUCCAAGCCCGCUACAUCGGCACCACCAUCAUCGUGCGCCAGGUGGGCAAGUACCUCACCUUCGCCAUCAGGGUCCCUGAAGAAACUUUGAACUAUGCGGACGAGAGCGUGUGCCUGCAGCUCUGCCUCCAUGGCUGCCCCAGAAGCGAGCUCAUCAAGGAGCACACUCUAUCCAGGAGGCUGACCAGCCCCCGGCUUCAGGGGCCCCGGCAGGCGUACACGGUGGAGAGCGCCACUGCCAAGUGUCGGGAGAUCCUCCAGGUGGAGGAUGUCUACUUCCACUCCUGCGUCUUCGACCUCCUGACGACGGGGGACCCAGCCUUCUCCAUGGCAGCUCACGGGGCCUUGGAGGACCUGAAAGCACUGCACCUCAAUGUUCUCAAAUUGCACACGUCCCCCAGGACUGAGGGUGGCAGAAAUGGAGCUCCAGGCCAUCACCAGAUAGCCCCCAUUUAUUUGGCAUGUCUUGUCUUAGUACUAACCCUCAUGUAGUGAAUGUGUAUACCCUCCAGAUUGCAAAUUGUCUAUAUAAUAAUAUAUUGAAAUGUACAUAUGUGAAAAUGAUGUGUAAAGUGCCUGUACAUAUAGUUGUAUUGUAUGUUGAGAGCCUCGGUUAGUAACUAGAGUUUUUUUUUUUGUGUACCCGUGUUUUUAAAAAUCCUUUUUUUCAGGAUGUGAACAGAUGGGCAUCUAA
Carcharodon carcharias (great white shark) is the source of this 2659-nucleotide messenger RNA. RefSeq lists its product as uncharacterized. Gene Ontology annotation, biological process: BMP signaling pathway. The record is from RefSeq and is a predicted model, not a curated record. The coding region runs from base 1 to 2457 and encodes 818 amino acids. Gene Ontology annotation, cellular component: plasma membrane. The transcript has 12 exons. Lineage: Eukaryota; Metazoa; Chordata; Chondrichthyes; Lamniformes; Lamnidae. Gene Ontology annotation, molecular function: coreceptor activity.